GAUCAUCAGUCGCAGAACAAGCACACACACACCCAUACACACACACACCCACAUUUUCAUAAAAAGCCCGAAGCACCCAGUUGUUUUCUCAGAGCUCUCGGUACGUGGUCCCAGUCAGCAUCAUCCGAGGAUCGGUUUUCAGUUUUUCCUUUUAGCAGAAGCAAAAAGCCUCGGAGUGAGGGAACUCAGGGAAGGAUGUGUGCAGCUGGAUGGUCGCUAAUGCUAGUGCUGAUUCGCCUUGUUGGCUCAGCUUCCUCUUCUCCCAUAGCUCCUCCUGCCUCACAUCUGCCAUCUCAGAUAUUGCCCCCCUCUCCUUCACCAAUCGGCCUCCCGCCCUCGACUCUUGGCCUCCCACCCCUGACCUCCACGGCGAGCUGCAGCCUGCGAAUUUCGCCUUCAACUCUUGUGGUCAGGUUUGGAGAUCCAGCCACCGCUAACUGCUCGAAACCAAACCAUGGGUAUUCUAUGAUGGGCUGGGAAAAACUACCGGGAGAAACACAGGAAAGUUCAGUUUUCACAAUGGAAAAUUUUCUGGUGUGGAGUGUGGACAGCGUGACUGAAUGGAGUCUCAGCCCUGAAUGUUAUGCAACGCCUGAGGAGGGAGGGCAGUGCAGCAGUCCUCUCUCUGUAAUAGUCUACCAGCCACCAAAAUCAGUCUCCAUCCGGUUUUUGAAUCACAGCGGCCCGAUGUACGAGAGACAGAAGUACAUUCUGCAGUGCACAGUUGAAGAUGUCGCGCCCGUGGAAAACCUGGUGGUGACCUUCUACAAGGGACGGACGGUGCUGGCUGAGUUCUGCUCCAACAGGACCACAGAGAGGACUCCAGUGAAAGAGAGCUUCAGUCUGCUCGUCACUCCCUGCAGAGGGGACGAUGGAGACCAGUACUGGUGUGAGGCGAAGCUGGAACUGGGGCCUUCGGGACCACAGCAGCCUCCAGCAGAGAGGUCGCAGAACAUCAACGCGACAGUCCUCUGGGAUCCAGAACAUAUUCAUCCAUCCAAGCUGCACAUGGAAGAAAAACCUUUAGACUGUGAAGUUCAAAACCAGCCAUUAGGAGGAAACGGAACUACAAACAGAUGUCGAGGAUGCUUCUUAUUGAUCGCUCUUCUUGCUUAUUUGAUCGACUGCUAAACCUGAGGGAACAAACCAAUUCCCAACUUGGACUGGUCCAGAUGUGGGAAAUACAUCCUAGAAGAUCCAUCAUCAGUCUUCAGUGUAAAAAAUAAAAUCCCAAAAAAUAAAAAUAAAGUCCCAAUAAAAUCAAAAUCUACUCUAAAGAAAGAGCCACUGCUAAGGUACAUGUUCUGACGGCAGACCAACUCUGACUCAAAAUGUUAAAUCCCAUUUUUAUGAAUGCUGCUUUGAAGAUAUUUAAUUUUGUGAAUUCUGCGUUUCGUUGGACGUUUGUUUUAAUUCAUAUCCAGUGUACAUACUUUUUAGUCUGCAUUCAAAUGUAAAAUCUGCCUUCAGGAUCAACUUUUCAUAUUAUUUGUGGCAUGCUUCUUUUAAUCCAAGCACUGGUUAAAUUUUGCGAUGUCAUAAUGUCAACUUCAUUUAUGCUAUUUGGAGUGUUUGUAAAAUACAGAAACUAAACCUCAACAGAAAUGUAUGUCUCAACUGACCAUCUUCCUUGAAUUUAGUGUAUUGUUCAGAAUCAAUGCUGCAGCCACCCAGCAGACCCAGGAACAAUUUUCUGACCUCCUUGGGGAAAAACAAAAACAAAAUAACCCAUCAGAAGUCAAAGAUGGCUUGAACAAAACCAGAGGCUUUCA
Poecilia latipinna (sailfin molly) is the source of this 1772-nucleotide messenger RNA. RefSeq lists its product as uncharacterized. Gene Ontology annotation, molecular function: integrin binding. The coding region runs from base 196 to 1131 and encodes 311 amino acids. The transcript has 7 exons. Gene Ontology annotation, biological process: cell adhesion. NCBI's taxonomy places the organism in Eukaryota, Metazoa, Chordata, Actinopteri, Cyprinodontiformes, Poeciliidae. The record is from RefSeq and is a predicted model, not a curated record.